This is a messenger RNA of Dothidotthia symphoricarpi CBS 119687, 362 nucleotides long. RefSeq lists its product as uncharacterized. The transcript has a single exon. Lineage: Eukaryota; Fungi; Ascomycota; Dothideomycetes; Pleosporales; Dothidotthiaceae. Bases 35 to 280 code for a protein of 81 amino acids. The record is from RefSeq and is a predicted model, not a curated record.
CUUGCAUCCGAGAUAAUUCGUCCCGCACCUCCAGAUGCAUGCAAGACACGCGCCACAAGGAACGCGCGUGGCAGGUGAAGCUGCACCUAGACCACGAAACACAAGAGGGCGCAGCUUUGGCUAUGAAUCUCCUCGUCCACUGAUAGGCACUGUUUGGUUCUCGUUUUUGACACAUACAUUACAGUUACGCCUGACCCAUGCUGGUCGCGUCGUCAGAUGGAUGCCUAAUUUCUCGGUCACCAACAGAGUUCAGCUCCACUUCCAUGCGCUCAUACUCUGAUGUUAAAACUACGAUUAUCUCAAUAAACACUCGGACCUCAGGAUCUGCCUGGCAAUCCCUCUAGCGAUCACACUACUCCAUC